This is a messenger RNA of Ostreococcus lucimarinus CCE9901, 417 nucleotides long. RefSeq lists its product with no specific name. The transcript has a single exon. The record is from RefSeq and is a predicted model, not a curated record. Bases 1 to 417 code for a protein of 138 amino acids. NCBI's taxonomy places the organism in Eukaryota, Viridiplantae, Chlorophyta, Mamiellophyceae, Mamiellales, Bathycoccaceae.
AUGACGGCGUUCUUCGCCCUCACCGGCGUCGCAGUCGGGGCGACGGUGCUCAGCCAGAAAGCCAUCGAGAAAAAUUUGGAGCGAGAGAUCGCCUUAGCCAAGGCGAAUGGGAUCGAACUGGACGAUUUGUAUUACGAUUUCGACCUCCCGGGUGAUGCGUACCCAUUCGGAGACGCCGAAGGGAUGGAUUGGGUGCCGAAGGAUUGGAAACCGCCGAAGAAGGGCGACGCUCGUUUCUUGCCGUCGCGAAUGUUGGGGAACGUGCAGUUGCGAAAUAAGAUGCACGAUCUCUCCAAGCGAUGCAGUGAAAAGGGUAUCGAUAUUUCGGACUUAUCGGUGCCGUUCGACGCGUACGAAGGAGAGUUUGACACGAACCAGAAGCGCAUGUUAGAGAUGCGUAAGCGUUUGGGCAUUUGA